Molecule: messenger RNA, 393 nt
Organism: Danaus chrysippus (African queen)
Lineage: Eukaryota; Metazoa; Arthropoda; Insecta; Lepidoptera; Nymphalidae
Source: the annotation of a GenBank genome assembly
UUGUGGACCGAUGGAGGAUUGUGGAGGGGAGGGAAAGAGAGAGAGAGAGAGAUUAUCGGGGCGGGACUAAAAGGGGAAAUGACGUCAUCGGUCUGCAGACUUGCACUGUACCUUGAGGCUGGACUUGGAUGGUGGGCUCUAGCGGCAGACCUGCCGGCAGCCCUGCCAGAGAUUACUCUCUGGCAGAGCUGCCGGAGGAGUUUGUCUGAAUUGAUUUGGUCGUUUACCGAUUGGGACGGAGGUGGUUAUUUCGUGUUGUUGUAUGUACCUACAAUCAAUUUUGUUGAGUGCCCGCCGUGUGACGAUGCGUCUCUGGCUGCUCUGCCGGCAGGGCUGCCGGCGGCCCGAGUGGUGCUUUACGCUCGUCACACGGCCGGCCGCCUGAAUGAUUAG